AUCUGUUUCUGCCAUGAUUCCUGACAGCAUGCCCGAUGCAAGACGAGAGGAUCGGAGAUGGGGAUGAAGUUCAGGUCACCAGCUUCAUAGCAAAGAUCCAGACCCUGGCGGCCCUGAAUGGAGGGGAUCAUGACUGCUACCGCUAUGACUUACAAGGUGAUGGAGCUGGAGUUAACUAUAAACUAAAAAGACUAAAUGGAGAGGAAAAGAACAUCAUCGAGAUUCAAGUGCGAAGAAGAACAAUAUACGGACAGGAGAAUUAAUCCAAGGGGUGGAAAGAGAGUCAGAUAUACUGAAGAUUACAGUGAUUAUGAUGAUGAGGUGGAGCUGGACGAUGAGUAUGAGGAUGAGGACGAGGACGAGUACGAGGAAGACAAUGAGCAACCAGGUACUUCCACCCAGAACACCCACAACCAGAGAAGACAAGAAACUAGACUCUUGACUGUAACCUGUGGAAACAAAAAGGGCAUCCUGGAUAUAGAGAAGCUGGGCAGGGGAGAGGAGUGUAUCCAAUGUCAGGACUGCUGGUUUUCUCCCCCUGCCUUCGAGGAAUUUGGAGGGAAAGGCUCUUCUAAAAAAUGGAAAACCAGCAUUUUCUAUGACAAUAAGCCUCUGCAGUUUUUGUUUGAGCAAGGUUCUUUAACCACCAAGGGAUUUAAAAGGAGGAGCACUACAAAGAAAACCACGUCAUCACGCGGCACAUCAGAGAGCUCCUCUGAAGUGUCAGAAAUACAGUCUGCAGAGGAAAAUGAGGACGAUGAUGUUAAAGAUGAAGACUGGCUUCCAGGCAGUGAAGAAUUGGUACUGGAGACAGAGGAAGAAGGGGUAGGGACUGCACAUGGAGGAGAGGUUGUAGACUCAGGAGUUGACACGAGUAAAGAAGAGGAAGAUCAAAUGGAGGAGGGAGAAAUGGAAGAUGAGGAUAACGGCAGCAAUGUUUUUGAAGAAAGGGAGACCAAACUGAUCAUUUCAACACCUGAGAAAAGUGCUUUGCAGAAGCAAGUAAAAAUCGUCAUCAAAAGGCUUCCAGAGGAAAAGACUGAUUUUUGGUCCAACUGCAGCAAACAUAAUACACAAGACAGCUGGUGUAAACCAUUGGAUGCGGAUGCACUAAAUGAAGAGAAAAGCCAACACAGUGUCUGUGCAACAGAUGACUCCUCCAUCACAGCGUCCACAAACACUGAUCCUUCAUGGGUGUCAGAACAGCCUACUGUUGGAGGUGCUGAGGAAGAAAAUAGAGAGGAGUUCACACAAAGUGAUGACAGAAAAGAAGAUAGACAGAAAGAAAUUAAAACUAAAACAGAGAAGUCUCUAACACUUCCAUUUGCACCAGAAAUAACCUCAUCCCCUGAAAUCAAACCUGAAACUAAGGAUAUUGGACCAACCAGCAAGCACACCGCCUGCCUCACUUCCUCCUCUGCUCUACAGAAAACACAGAGUCAGCAGAUUAUAGAUUCCAAAGACUAUGAAAAUGCGAAUGAUGAGCAUGCUGACAUGUCAAUAUCUGAAGCCAGUGGACCAGUUUCAGAAAAUGGAAAUAUCAGCGCUGCCACAUCACCCAUACAGAGAAGUAUUAAGGAGGAAAGCAUAGAGGCAAUGUAUGGUGGUGCUGCCAAGAAAUCCCUGAGUGGGCUGGUUGACUGUGAGAACACAGAUGCCUCCAACUUUGGCCAUGAUGUAGCAGGAUUAAAAGCAGUGAAGCUAGUGGUGAGGGUUCUCGAAGCAAGCCAAGCCUCUGACGCGGUGGAGGCUCCAUCCUUUGGGCCCUCCACUAGCUGUGAUCUGGACACAAUGGACCUUGAUCAGCUGAGGAGAGAGAAACUAAAGAUGCAGAUAAAAGUCUUGAAGUUACAAGAGGAAUACUACACUCAGAAAAUAAAGGAUAAUAAAAAAUGAAACUUCUUUGGAGUCUGAUUGUAAAGCUGAUGAUUGCAGCAGGACAAUACAGUCAGUCGGGGAUCACUGAGGGUGUCAACUGGUGUACCAGAAUACUCCAGUCAGAGCACUUCCAGCUGCCGGCUUCAUCAUCAUCAUCAUCAUCAUCAUUGCUUCAACCUACAUCAGACUCUUCCUCAGUGGAAAGCAGAGGGAUUUCACUUCCUAAAAACUUGAAAGAAGAAAAACAGGGCACAGGUAAUGCAGAAAUAAUAUCAUACAGUAUCUAUGAAAUGCCUUGCCUCAAACUGAGUGUAGUAGUGAUGAAUUCAGGAGGACAGGAAAGCUCAGAGCAGAACAGAAGCUGAAUCAUAGGCACAAUAUCAAUGGGUACGUUCCUCAAUACUUUCUGAGAUGACAAUGGCAUAUACAGUGUGCAUUCAGAAGCUGCUUUAAUUACACUGGUGACAUGUUAUGAACAGCCUUCAGCCUGUUUUCAAACAUGACUCGGCCUUCUAGAAGUCAGAUUAGGACUGGCACAGAUUUAUAAUGAAAUAUGCAAUGACAUUACUAGUUGUCCAUGUUUAUUUUAAAUGUGAGAGUUAAUUUGAAAUUGUGGUGCUGAGUUUUUGCAUUGUGUUGUUUUUGUUUUCAUGUUGAAUGUAUUCUCUUUUGUUCUCUUCUCACAUCUUGGAACAUUGUUUGAAAUAACAUGUUUUCUUGUGGAUGUCGCUUUCUACCAUGUUCCCAAACAAAACUGAUCAAUCAAAACUUGAAUCUAAUUUUCCUGCAAAAUUUAAAAUAACUUUGAUAGUGGCAUCAUUUUCAACCUCCUGUUUUUCCUUUUGUUGUUGUCAGCAGUCCCAGUACACUGAAAUGUGGUCAUUGCAUGUCUUUGUGCAUUAGCCACAGACUCCAUAUAAAGAUGAUCAAAGAUGUUCAGUAGUUUGCCUAAUGGCACAUUCUUUUCUGUUGCCAAGUGUGGGCAUGGAUAUUAGUGCUUUAGGGUGCAACCGCCAUGAAACAGUGAGAAAAAAAAUGUCUUUGUUUUCGCUUGAGACACUCAAUCUCUGCUCCUCUCCGUUGAGCUGGGCAGGAGGGGCCAAAUUUGAAUGUUACCAACAAGAUUCAACAAAUCCUGCACUACUGCUCAUACUUGGAUGUCUGCAAGCUUGUAGUAAUUGAUAAUUCUAACACUGUAAUAUUAUUAAUGGACUGGGCUUUAAUUUGUAUUAUAAGACUCAGCCCUAAUAGUAAUAGUGUUGGUAAAAAAUUUUAAGUAAUGGUCUAUACUACAUCUUUGGAAUUUGAACAGACAGUCAGAUGUGAUUCUUUUGAUUUGGCACAACACAUAAAGAAUUAGAUGAAAGCAAAACACACAAUCAAAGGUCUCACACCCGAUGAUUCGUGAGGUGAUUUAUCUGAUACAUUUCCAUGUCCACACUCCACUGCAUGCAUUCACAUGAUAAAAAAUACCAAUGCUGAAAAUGCUGAAAUUUUUUUUUUGUUUGUUUGUUUGUUUUUUUGGAUGUUUUGCAAUUUAGUUUCUCUUCUAAUUCAUUGAUUUUACAUGUAUUUCAAGUAAAAAGUGUUUUCAGCUUUUGGGGAGGAAAUUAACAAAGAAGGUCUCAUGAGCAGUAAUAUACCAACAAUA
Scatophagus argus is the source of this 3529-nucleotide messenger RNA. RefSeq lists its product as uncharacterized. NCBI's taxonomy places the organism in Eukaryota, Metazoa, Chordata, Actinopteri, Scatophagidae. The transcript has 13 exons. The coding region runs from base 196 to 1896 and encodes 566 amino acids. Gene Ontology annotation, biological process: positive regulation of transcription by RNA polymerase II. The record is from RefSeq and is a predicted model, not a curated record. Gene Ontology annotation, molecular function: DNA-binding transcription activator activity, RNA polymerase II-specific; RNA polymerase II cis-regulatory region sequence-specific DNA binding.